AUGGUGGAUUGGAAAGAACUUUACUCAACACGACAUCUCACUGACCUUACUGUUACGGAAAUUUUAGAGAGCAUUCUUGCCUGUCAAACCGGACGCAUAGAAAAAUUUAAUAGGAUCAUCUAUUUCGGAUAUGAUGCCAAAGACACUCUUUUACGACAUUCCGCAGCUGCUGUAAACAGCGAGGACUUUUUGGCUCGACGUAAUGCUAUCCUGGGCUGCCUUCAUCGAACAAUAGCAAUUCGGCAAUGGAAUGACCUGAGAAUCGGAAAACAUGUUUCACUCGAGUGUGCCCUUGGUGCUUUUGAUAUGUUUGUGCUUAAAACAAGCAGAGGGGAUUUAGACGACAUAUCUCAAAAGCUAGGUGAAAUUGUUUCCUUGAUCCUUACCGAAUGCCCUUCCAUUGUUGAUUUCAGUCCACGGGAGAGGGCCCUUCGCAUCGCACAAUAUUUAAGAGAGAAUAACUUGACUGGAAUUGACCCUGGAUCGGACUUUUACAACCUAGAACAUAAUUUCCUUGGACUUGCCCUGCGCGACGAGCGGCAUAAUUCAGUGCCUCUUAUUUCUGCCGCUAUCUACUGCUAUGUUGCAAGGAAAUUUGACUUGAAUGCGCAGCUUUGUGGGUUCCCUUUCCAUGUUCAUGUUUUAAUAGAACCGGAAUACGGAUAUGAUAUGGAUGGCUGGCGUGUGGAAGGUGGAACACAAGGUCCCCCGAUGUACAUGGACCCUUUCCGGUCUGUUCGGGAGACGCCCGUAUCUGAGCUGCAGAGCCAGUUGAAUUUCUUGGGAACGCUAAGCCUAUCUCAAUCUACAUUCCUUCGUGAAUCAUUAACCGGGGAAAUAGUUCUGCGCUGCGGAAAAAAUAUCCUUAACGCCAUCAAACAGUCAACAAUGUCCACUGUCGUUUUGUUGGAUAUUACUAGUGCUGCAUACGCAGCAAUUUGGUCGUCAAUACUCUGUGCAAAUUACUCGGCACUAGAAAAUUCCCCCCAAGAACUAGGGUCACGAGUUCCGAUCGUUCAAUUCCGGCGCUAUCUUCCAUCCUUACUGGAGUAUUUCGCUACCAAUUUUCCGUUUGAUGUAUACCUCGUGGAGCAGUACUUAGUUCCUCUUUUUUACGGUUUCCCUGAAUAUGAUCAUCUUAAGGAAAGCGUAUACGUCAUGAAAGCGGGGGACCAGAUCCCUAAACAAAUUAAACGACGAACGGCGGAAUAUUCCAAUGUCAAGUAUCGGGUAGGCCAAGUAUUUCGCCAUCGACGGUAUGGAUAUGUCGCUGUUAUUGCAGGUUGGGACCCUGAGUGUGGGGCCGCUGAGCAUUGGAUGCAGCAAAUGGGUAUUGAUCGGCUCCGGGCUGGGAGGGUCGAGGAUGCAAGCGUACGAUACGUUGCCGAAGAAAAUAUACUGCCAAUCCAGCCGCAGAUCUCGGAGAUCCCUCGAUCGUUUUUGGAAUUUUUAGGAAAACAUUUUAAACGCUGGGAUUCGAUUGCGCAUUGCUUUGUGAGUAAUAUACGGGACGAAUACCCGGAUGAUUAG
Molecule: messenger RNA, 1530 nt
Organism: Ophidiomyces ophidiicola
Lineage: Eukaryota; Fungi; Ascomycota; Eurotiomycetes; Onygenales; Onygenaceae
Exons: 4
Coding region: 1-1530 (509 amino acids)
Molecular function (GO): DNA binding
Source: RefSeq, a predicted model, not a curated record